Messenger RNA from Hyla sarda, 980 nucleotides. It is a transcript of the gene BAG1, whose product is annotated as BAG cochaperone 1. Gene Ontology annotation, cellular component: cytoplasm; cytosol; nucleus. The coding region runs from base 139 to 765 and encodes 208 amino acids. The transcript has 7 exons. Gene Ontology annotation, biological process: protein stabilization. NCBI's taxonomy places the organism in Eukaryota, Metazoa, Chordata, Amphibia, Anura, Hylidae. The record is from RefSeq and is a predicted model, not a curated record. Gene Ontology annotation, molecular function: protein-folding chaperone binding; adenyl-nucleotide exchange factor activity.
UUAACAUGGUUAGCGCUACAGUGUCGUUGACUGUGAGAGACCAGGCCGGAAGUGACGUCGCCCGGCAUAGGAAGUAAGCGUGACAGCAAGUCUCGACGUUUACUUGUGUAGCGGAGGGAGUGUUGUGCGGUGACAGGCAUGGGCUCUAACGACGGCUUGGUUGUCACCAUCACACAUGGAAGUGAAAAGCACAAACUGCAAGUUGUUGCCAAGGAAGAGCAUGAUGAGCCCACUCUUCAGGACAUGGCGUUAAGUGUGGAGAAAAUCACUGGGGUACCCCUUGCCUCACAGAAACUCAUAUACAAAGGGAAAUCACUUAAGGAAAUGGAACAGACCCUUUCAUCGCUGGGUAUCAAGAAUGGCUGUAAAGUAAUGCUAAUUGGAAAGAAGAACUGUCCAGAGGAGGAAUCUGAAUUAAAGAAACUAAAGGAUUUGGAAAAAUCUGUUGAACAAAUAGCAAGCAAACUAGAAGAUGUUAACAAGGAGCUAUCGGGCAUCCAGAAGGGUUUUCUCAAUAAAAGUCUGCAAGUUGAAGCACUUGGCAAGCUUGAAAAAAGGAUAAAGACAACUGUGGAGCAAUUCAUGAAAAUCCUGGAACAGAUAGAUUCCAUGUCUAUGCCAGAACAUUUCAGUGACUGUAGGAUGAAAAGAAAAGGACUGGUGAAAAAGGUUCAGGGUCUUCUUGCUCAAUGUGACACAGUAGAAGGAAAUAUCAGCCAAGAGAUGGACAAACUGCAGUGCAAGAAUUUGGCUCUGUCUAAGUAGAGGUUGUGAUGAAAAUGUGUAACUAUAGUAGAAAAGUUGCUCUAUGAGCAAUUAUUGUGAAAAAGAUUUGCUCUUUACAUUGGAGCAUAUACUUACUUUGCAUUACUUUAUAGUUGCUCUUAGUAACAUUACUAUAUUUUGCCUGGGUGAGACUUGCAACUUUUUGUUUAAGACAACACAAUAAGUAAAGUACCAUUACAAACCAGAAGCAUAAA